UUAGCCGUCUGCUGCUCGCUGUAUUUCAGCUCGCAGUUUCACAGCGUGCUCAGUUGCUUGUUGUUUACUAACCCGAGGUCUGAGGUAGAUCGAGAUUCUAUAUCAUGUGUUUAUUUCACGGCAAUAUCCGUCUAUUAUUUACUUAUUAAUUAAUAUGAACAACGUCGAUAUGUAUAUGUUUUGUAAACAACAGUGAAAAUAUUCUUAGUGAGUCAAUUACUUCGCCACAGAUGUUACCUAACCUGCAUGUUGUGUGUCGUAAACCUUCGAAUGUAUUUAUAGAUUAUUACUUUGAAUGAAGUCGGCACAAAUCGACAAAAGAAAAAAAAAUCGAUUACUCUCAACGGCGGCGCGAUUUGUCAACUCUGAGACCUUAUUUAUAUGCUUCUAAGUUGGCACUGCAGUUGUUAAUUCGUUGUUUACACUGCUGUUUAGGUGCGUGAAGUAGUUUAAAAUGUUUUCCAAGACGUCAGCGCUGUUGUGUGCUAAUGUUUAUCUUCGCGUGUUUCUUGUGAUACCAGUGGUUACUAGUGUUGUGCAACAGUCAGAUCAAACUUACUUGAACUCAAACUCCACCGGAUUAUUUUUCCGUCAGGAAACUGCCUUGUCGGUUCAUCAUGACCCGCGGGUCGGGGGUAAGCUAACGUCAAAUAAUGAAGAUGUGGUUCAGGAUAUUACUCAACAAGACGGAAACUACCACCAAAACUUCGGUAGUAAAAAAGGUAAAGUUAAUGAGUACAUAGCAACAGAUAAGCAGACACCACAAACUAGCCCAAACGGAUCGAUGCGUGAUUUAUCGAUCACUGAUAUUUUAACACAGCAUACAGGUCACGAUACCCUUGACAGCAAGGCAAUGCGUAAUUACGACGAAACGUCAAAGACUUUGAUUCAAAGACUUUGCAAAGUACACGGGAAAUAUUCCGUCUGCUACCAGCACGGGGAUUCGGUCUGUCGGUGUGCAGGAAAUCUGGCCGACUGCAGCGGCACCCCCGGGUUCCCCAACAUGACCUACGCCCCGAAGCUCCCACCAAACAUCAACUGCUUGAUAUUCACCAACAACGAGGUGCAGAGCUUACAGGAGAGCUACUUCUCCAACGUGUCCAACUUUAUCGUCAUUGACUUCUCAAUGAACAAUUUAAAAACCGUGUCUGCGCGCACUUUUGAGAAACUUACGUCCCUCCAGUACCUAAUCUUGAACAAAAACGUACUCACCUACUCUCAGAUUACUCGCGUUAUCGAUUACGUUCCUUCCCUGCGUCUGGAUCUCAUCCAGCUGGGCUUACGCGAGAUCCCGCGAGAUUUUUUUAACCGCAGUGCUCUAAAAUUGAGUCAGUUGUAUAUGGACUUUAACCGUUUAGACCACGUUAACCUCAGUGAUUUCUCCGGGUUAGCUAGCCUACAGUACCUCAGCUUAACCAACUCCAGCAUUAAAACAAUUGUGCCGGGGUUUUUAAAAAAGGUCAAGGUUAUCGACUUAAAAAACAACCAAAUUACAACUUUUCUAAACACGUGCAAGGUUUCAACAAAUCACCCGAAGAAAGAUAAUCUAAAUACCGAAACUAUAGAAGAAGAAGCAAAAAAGCAGUCGUAUUUUCCAAUUCUCGGAGAACUGUACAUCGACACCAAUAGUAUUUCGUCACUUCCGCCAGCUGACCAGCUUUGUCUUCCAGAGUUGUCGGUACUGGUGCUUGACCAGAACAACAUCACAGAGAUCCCAAACCACGCCUUCGCUGCACUGACCACGGUGAGAAGAAUCUCCUUCACCAAACAGCAGUCCAACGUCACACGAAUCGGGGACUCGGCGUUCGGUCUACCUAAACUUACGACGCUGUAUCUGUCCAGGAACAACAUCGAGUUCGGCAGUCCUGACGUCAGCAUGAAACUCUUCGAGGGCGCCACGAGCCUCCUGGACAUGACCCUGGACCACAACAGGCUAGAGAACUCCACGGACAACAACCUGGUAGAGAUGUUCAAACACCUGCCCUCCCUUCGCUACCUGUACCUCAGCUACUGCGGCAUGACGUCCAUCCCUGUGGAAUCUUUCUCCCAGCUCGCUAAUUUAAAAAGCCUAUUUUUAUACAGCAACAAUAUCAAAGAAAUCCCAGACAAAGCCUUUGAUAAACUGAAACAUUUAGAGACCUUGUACAUCGACCACAACGAAUUGACUUGCAUUAGGGAGGCAUCUUUCUCCGUGAACAUGACAAAGCAACUCAGAUUCGUCGAUUUCAGCAAAAACGACUUUCUUUGUAACUGUGACCUUCUCUGGUUUCAAACAUGGCUAAAAAACCCGGGUGGCACCGAAUUCAAAAACCCCUCGCUCUACGAAUGCUCUGAUCAGCCGAAUGUCCUCGUCCAGGAAUAUAAAGUGAGCGUACAAGCUUGUCUAUUUAGCCGCACAACGUACAUUCUGUUUGUGGUCUGCGUUUCCAUUUUAAUAGUCGUCUUUGUGGUGUUCGCCAUUUUUUACCGGUACCGUUGGACCAUCCGGCUGAUGAUGUAUGAACGGAAGGUGGCCAGGGGCGGGAUACGGCACGAAGAAGAGGAUGGCUGCUACGAGUACGAUAUCUUUAUUGUGUAUUGCAACGACGACUGUGAUUGGGUAGAAAACGUUCUGCUUCCUGUCGUUGAGAAAAAGUGGAAACUGAAAGCAUGUAUUCAUCAGCGCGACUUCAAGGCAGGCUACUUCAUCAUCGACAACAUCAUUGAAGCCAUGAACAACAGCCGCAGGAUUCUGGUCGUGUUAAGCUCCGGCUUCAGCCACAGCAGCUGGUGCAAGUCGGAGCUUAUGCUCUGUCAGUCGCACAUCAUCACGCACAAUCUGCCAUCUUUAAAAGUCAUCCAGUUGGAGCCCAUUGACAUGUUGGCCUUGUACAAAACAGUUUGUUACUUAGAAUGGCCGGUAAUCCACGGCAACGACCAAGAGGAGAUAACCAAGUUUUGGAGCAGACUUCACUAUUUACUAAAGGAUUUGAUAGAACAGAAAGAACAGACUAGUGUGAUGCGAAUGUAGUGAAUAAAUUUCACAUAUACCA
Molecule: messenger RNA, 3032 nt
Organism: Physella acuta
Lineage: Eukaryota; Metazoa; Mollusca; Gastropoda; Physidae
Product: toll-like receptor 3
Biological process (GO): inflammatory response; signal transduction
Cellular component (GO): plasma membrane
Molecular function (GO): signaling receptor activity; protein binding
Source: RefSeq, a predicted model, not a curated record